Molecule: messenger RNA, 1097 nt
Organism: Solanum dulcamara
Lineage: Eukaryota; Viridiplantae; Streptophyta; Magnoliopsida; Solanales; Solanaceae
Product: elongation factor 1-delta 1-like
Exons: 8
Coding region: 137-835 (232 amino acids)
Biological process (GO): translational elongation
Cellular component (GO): eukaryotic translation elongation factor 1 complex; cytosol
Molecular function (GO): guanyl-nucleotide exchange factor activity; translation elongation factor activity
Source: RefSeq, a predicted model, not a curated record
CCCAAUAUGGCAGAGUAUUAUAUUUAAGGGGCCUCACCCUAUUUAAUGACAUUUCAAAGUUAGGGUUUCAUCUCUUUCCUCAGAUUUGUUGAGGUAGUCUCUUCCCACAAAGGCUUAUAUAUAUUAUCAUCAAGCAAUGGCUGUUGCAUUCCACAACCUCAACUCUGACUCUGGCCUUAAGAAGCUUGAUGAGUACCUCCUGGCCCGCAGUUACAUCACUGGGUACCAAGCCUCAAAGGAUGAUAUCACUGUGUAUUCAUAUCUAGCAAAAGCCCCAUCAGCUGAAUAUGUUAAUGCAUCUAGGUGGUAUAAGCACAUUGAUGCACUUCUGAGAAUCUCAGGUGUAUCCGGUGAAGGCGCUGGUGUUAUUGUAGAGGGGUCUGCACCCAUCACUGAGGCUGUGGCAACUCCCCCUGCUGCUGACAGUAAGGCCUCAGCUGCUGAAGAAGAAGAUGACGAUGAUGACGUUGACCUAUUUGGUGAGGAAACUGAAGAGGAAAAGAAGGCUGCUGAAGAACGUGCUGCAGCAUUGAAGGCUUCAGGGAAGAAGAAAGAAUCUGGCAAGUCCUCAGUUCUCAUGGAUGUCAAGCCAUGGGAUGAUGAGACCGAUAUGAAAAAGCUUGAAGAAGCUGUUCGAAGUGUUCAGUUGGAAGGAUUGACUUUUGGAGCAUCUAAACUUGUUCCUGUUGGAUAUGGCAUAAAGAAGCUGCAAAUUAUGCUUACCAUUGUGGAUGAUUUGGUCUCUGUGGAUGAUCUCAUUGAGAAUUAUCUGACGGUUGAACCUAUCAAUGAGUAUGUUCAGAGCUGUGACAUUGUUGCUUUCAACAAAAUAUGAAUUCUGUUACUCUGAAGUUUUGAUGGAAAUGGGUGGCGAUCAGUAGACUCUCUUGUCAAAAGGGUGUACCUCUAAUAAUGCAUCUAUUUUUCUCCUUGUUUGGAAGAAUAUUUACUUGUAUGAGUAUCAGUUUUGAAAAGACUUCACUUUGCUGUCUCUGGCUCCCUUCAUUAACCUUAACAGUUUUAUAUUUACUUGUAUUGUUGCAUGCAUUACUGCUAUGCUAUUUGUCGUGCAUUGCAAUAUAUUUCUUUCAUGUUCA